This is a messenger RNA of Otolemur garnettii (small-eared galago), 654 nucleotides long. RefSeq names its product GIMAP family P-loop NTPase domain containing 1 (gene GIMD1). Gene Ontology annotation, molecular function: GTP binding. The transcript has 2 exons. NCBI's taxonomy places the organism in Eukaryota, Metazoa, Chordata, Mammalia, Primates, Galagidae. Bases 1 to 654 code for a protein of 217 amino acids. The record is from RefSeq and is a predicted model, not a curated record.
AUGACAGACGCCAACAAGCUGAUCAUCAACCUGGCCCUCUUUGGCAUGACUCAGAGCGGGAAAAGUUCUGCUGGGAACAUUCUGCUGGGAAGCACUGACUUCUACAGCGGCUUUGCUCCGUGCUCUGUGACCCAAGACUGCAGCCUGGGACGCAGCUGUCAUCUCCAUGGAUUCAUUCGCCGAAGGGGUCAAGAGGUAACCCUGCAGGUCCAGGUGCUGGACACUCCAGGUUAUCCACACAGCAGGCUGAGUGAGAAGCAUGUGAAACAGGAGGUUAGCGACGCUCUGGCACGUCACUUUGGGCAAGAGGGUCUCCAUCUUGCAUUGCUAGUUCAGAGAGCAGACGUGCCUUUCUGUGGACAGGAAGCAGCUUACCCAGUCCAGAUGAUCCAGGAAAUUCUGGGACAUGACUGGAAGAAUUACACUGCUGUUCUUUUUACCCAUGCAGAAAAAAUAGAAGAGGCUGGAUUCAAUGAAGACAAAUAUUUACACGAGGCCUCUGAUACACUCCUAACACUGCUAAAUUCUGUUCAGCACAAAUAUGUUUUCCAGUAUAAAAAAGGAAAGUCACUUAAUGAACAAAGAAUACAAAUCUUAGAAAGAAUUAUGGAAUUUAUAAAAGAGAAUAGUUACCAAGUUCUUACCUUUAAAUAA